AUGGCUUCGGACCAAGAGGCUGCCACCGCGCUUAAGACGCAGGGUAACAAGGCGUUUGCCCAACAUGACUGGCCGACCGCGAUAGACUUUUAUACCCAAGCAAUCGAAAAAUAUGAUAAAGAGCCCUCUUUCUUCUGUAACCGGGCUCAGGCCCAGAUCAAACUCGAGGCCUUUGGCUACGCCCUAGCUGAUGCCACCGCGGCUUUGGAAUUGGACCCGGACUACGUCAAGGCUUACUGGAGGCGUGCCCUUGCCAACACUGCGAUCUUGAGCUACAAGGCGGCUUUGAAGGAUUUCAAGGCAGUCAUCAAGCGCGAGCCUAACAACAACAAUGCGAAGUUGAAGUUGGCCGAAUGUGAGAAGCUGGUGCGCCGCAUCGAGUUUGAGAAGGCCAUUGAGGUAUCGGACCCGCCAUCUGCGUUCGAGGGUUUGGAUAUCGAUGCUAUUAAGGUGGAGGAUGGAUAUGAUGGAGUGCGCCUGGGCGAGGAGAUGACACAGGAAUUUAUCGACGAUAUGAUUCAACGAUUUAAGGACGGCAAGAGGAUUCACCGCAAGUAUGUCUUCCAGAUUAUCAAGGCCGUAAAGGAUCUGGUAUACAACGAACCGACAAUGGUGGAGAUCGGCGUGGAGACCGGCAAGAAGUUGACUGUCUGUGGUGAUACUCACGGCCAAUAUUUCGAUCUGCUGGAGAUCUUCCGUCGUAACGGCGCGCCUUCUGAUACCCAUGCUUAUCUUUUCAAUGGUGACUUUGUCGAUCGUGGUUCGUGGUCGUGUGAGAUUGCUCUGCUGCUUUAUGCAUACAAGUGGCUCCGACCGAACGGACUCUUCUUGAACCGCGGAAACCAUGAAACAGAUGAUAUGAACAAGGUAUACGGAUUCGAGGGCGAAUGUAAGGCGAAGUAUAAUGAGCGGGUCUUCAAGGUCUUCUCCGAAUCGUUCUCUGCCUUGCCGCUGGCUACUUUGAUUGGUCAGAAGUAUCUUGUUUUGCACGGUGGUCUCUUCUCCGAUGAUAAGAUUACCUUGGAUGAUAUUCGUAAACUGAACCGUCACAACCAACGGCAGCCAGGACAACAGGGUCUGAUGAUGGAGAUGCUAUGGACUGACCCACAGACCCAGCCUGGACGCGGUCCAAGCAAACGUGGCGUUGGUCUCCAGUUUGGUCCCGACAUCACUAAGCGGUUCUGUGAGAACAAUGGUCUGGAAGCUAUUAUCCGGUCGCACGAGGUUCGCAUGGAGGGCUACGAGGUUGAACACGACGGCCGGUGUAUUACCGUCUUCUCCGCCCCGAAGUACUGUGACUCGACAGAGAACAAGGGCGCAUAUAUCAAUCUUGGACCUGAACUUAAGCUCCAAUAUGAGGUGUUUGAUGCAGUUCCUCACCCUGAUAUCAAACCUAUGGCGUAUGCUCAAAACUCAAUCUUAUCGCAAAUGUGA
This is a messenger RNA of Penicillium angulare, 1434 nucleotides long. It is a transcript of the gene ppt1, whose product is annotated as protein serine/threonine phosphatase PPT1. Lineage: Eukaryota; Fungi; Ascomycota; Eurotiomycetes; Eurotiales; Aspergillaceae. Gene Ontology annotation, molecular function: protein binding; protein serine/threonine phosphatase activity. Gene Ontology annotation, cellular component: cytosol; nucleus. Bases 1 to 1434 code for a protein of 477 amino acids. The record is from RefSeq and is a predicted model, not a curated record. The transcript has 5 exons.